Messenger RNA from Eriocheir sinensis (Chinese mitten crab), 679 nucleotides. RefSeq lists its product as uncharacterized. NCBI's taxonomy places the organism in Eukaryota, Metazoa, Arthropoda, Malacostraca, Decapoda, Varunidae. The record is from RefSeq and is a predicted model, not a curated record. The transcript has 2 exons. Bases 160 to 468 code for a protein of 102 amino acids.
UAUAAGAAUCCAAACCCCUACGGACCCCAGAAACCCCUUGGAACCCCUCAGUAAUAGACGGCAAGAAGAUCAUCCCCGGGUUUUCUGCAAGAGUUCCGAUUUCGUGACUGAUUUCAAUUUGAUCUUCAUUUGUUUUGGGUUCCUUCGACAACCACCACGAUGCAAACGACCCUGAUCGUGGCAAUGUGUCUGGCGGUCACCGUGGCCAUGGCGCUCCCAUACCCAGACCCUGCCGCCCUCCCAUACCCAGUAGCCGACCCUGUGGCGAACCCAUUGCCCCUCCCAUCUCCCGACGCCCUGGCUGACCCCCAUCGCCGCAGGGGGGGAUACAGAAGAAGGCAGUCCUUUGGGAGAUACAGCAACUUUGGACAUGGUGGUUUUGGACAUGGUGGCCUUGGACAUGGUGGCUUUGGACAUGGGAACUUUGGACAUGGAGGCCGCGGACACUACCAUUACCAUCACCACUAAGAUGUGAUGAUUACCUUACCUUACCUUACCUUACAUUACCUUAAAGAUAUGUGAUGGUUGAGAAUUGGUUUGGUUUGGUUUAUAAUGAUUUACCUUUCCUUACCUUACCUUACCUUACACUACCUUAAAAAUAUGUGAUGGUUGAGAAUUGGUUUGGUUUGGUUUAUAAUGAUUUACCUUACCUUACCUUACCUUACCUUACCUUACCUUA